AUGAAUUCCGCGGAGCAGACCGUUACGUGGCUCAUUACCUUGGGGGUGCUGGAGUCGCCCAAGAAAACCAUCUCGGACCCGGAGGGCUUCCUGCAGGCGUCUCUGAAGGAUGGGGUGGUCCUCUGCAGGCUGCUGGAGCGCCUGCUGCCCGGGACCAUCGAGAAAGUCUAUCCGGAGCCCCGGUGCGAGAGCGAGUGCCUGAGCAACAUUCGAGAGUUCUUGCGAGGCUGCGGGGCCUCCCUGCGCCUGGAGACAUUUGAUGCAAAUGAUUUGUAUCAGGGGCAGAAUUUUAACAAGGUCCUCAGUUCCUUAGUGACUCUAAAUAAAGUAACAGCAGAUAUUGGGCUGGGAAGUGACUCCGUGUGUGCUCGGCCCUCAUCUCAUCGGAUCAAGUCUUUCGACUCCCUGGGAUCCCAGCCUUCACACAGUCGGACUUCAAAAUUGUUCCAGGGCCAGUAUCGAAGUUUGGACAUGACUGAUAAUAGCAACAAUCAACUGGUAGUAAGAGCAAAGUUUAACUUCCAGCAGACAAAUGAAGAUGAGCUUUCCUUUACGAAAGGAGACGUCAUACAUGUCACUCGAGUGGAGGAAGGGGGCUGGUGGGAGGGCACCCACAACGGCAGGACCGGCUGGUUCCCCAGCAACUACGUGCGAGAGAUCAAGCCGAGCGAAAAGCCGGUGUCUCCCAAAUCCGGAACCCUGAAGAGUCCUCCCAAAGGAUUUGACACGACUGCCAUUAACAAAAGCUAUUACAAUGUGGUGCUACAGAAUAUUUUGGAAACAGAAAAUGAAUAUUCUAAAGAACUUCAGACUGUGCUUUCAAACUAUCUACGGCCAUUGCAGACCAGUGAGAAGUUAAGUUCAGCAAAUACUUCGUAUUUAAUGGGAAAUCUUGAAGAAAUAUGUUCUUUCCAGCAAAUGCUUGUACAGUCUUUAGAAGAGUGCACCAAGUUGCCUGAAGCUCAGCAGAGAGUUGGAGGCUGCUUUCUAAAUCUGAUGCCACAAAUGAAAACCUUGUACCUUACGUAUUGUGCCAAUCACCCAUCUGCAGUGAACGUUCUCACGGAGCACAGUGAGGAGCUGGGAGAGUUCAUGGAGAUGAAAGGUGCCAGCAGCCCCGGGAUUCUCGUGUUGACCACCGGCCUCAGCAAACCGUUCAUGCGCCUGGAUAAGUACCCCACGCUGCUCAAGGAGCUCGAGAGGCACAUGGAGGAUUAUCAUCCAGAUAGACAAGAUAUUCAAAAAUCCAUGACUGCCUUCAAAAACCUUUCAGCCCAGUGUCAAGACGUACGGAAAAGGAAAGAGCUGGAGCUGCAGAUCCUGACAGAAGCUAUCCGAAGCUGGGAGGGAGAUGACAUUAAGACCCUGGGCAACGUCAUUUACAUGUCCCAGGUCAUGAUUCAGUGUGCCGGAAGUGAGGACAAGAAUGAAAGAUACCUUCUACUUUUCCCGAAUAUUUUGCUAAUGUUGUCUGCCAGUCCUAGGAUGAGUGGCUUUAUCUAUCAGGGAAAGCUACCAACGACAGGAAUGACAAUCACAAAGCUUGAAGACAGCGAAAAUCAUAGGAAUGCAUUUGAAAUAUCAGGGAGCAUGAUUGAGCGGAUAUUGGUGUCAUGCAACAACCAGCAGGAUCUCCAUGAAUGGGUGGACCAUCUACAGAAGCAAACAAAAGUGACAUCUGUCGGCAACCCCCCUAUUAAACCUCAUUCUGUGCCGUCUCAUACCCUCCCCUCCCAUUCGAUCACUCCAUCCAGCAAGCAUGCGGACAGCAAGCCUGUGCCACUGACACCAGCCUAUCACACGCUGCCCCACCCCUCCCACCACGGCACCCCACAUACCACCAUCAGUUGGGGGCCCCUGGAGCCUCCGAAAACCCCCAAGCCCUGGAGCCUGAGCUGUCUGCGACCCGCACCUCCCCUCCGGCCCUCGGCUGCUCUCUGCUACAAGGAGGAUCUUAGUAAAAGUCCCAAGACCAUGAAAAAACUGCUACCGAAGCGCAAACCUGAGCGGAAGCCUUCGGAUGAAGAGUUUGCACUGAGGAAAAGCACAGCUGCUUUGGAAGAAGAUGCGCAGAUUCUGAAAGUCAUCGAAGCUUACUGCACAAGCGCCAAAACACGGCAAACACUCAAUUCAACAUGGCAAGGCACUGACCUGAUGCAUAAUCACGUCUUGGCUGAUGAUGACCAAUCAAGUCUAGACUCCUUGGGUCGUCGCAGUAGCCUUUCUCGUUUGGAGCCUUCAGACCUCUCGGAAGACUCUGACUAUGACAGUAUAUGGACAGCCCAUAGUUACAGAAUGGGUUCUACAUCUCGUUCACGCAAAGAAUCUGCUCCACAAGUUUUGCUUCCAGAAGAAGAAAAAAUUAUAGUCGAAGAAACUAAAAGUAAUGGUCAGACAGUGAUAGAAGAAAAGAGUCUUGUUGAUACUGUCUAUGCACUGAAGGAUGAAGUCCAAGAAUUAAGGCAGGAUAACAAAAAGAUGAAGAAAUCUCUGGAGGAAGAACAGAGAGCCCGCAAAGACCUAGAAAAGCUGGUGAGGAAAGUUCUAAAGAACAUGAACGACCCUGCUUGGGACGAGACCAACCUCUAAGGAACGAACGUCCUUGGUUUUUGUUCAAAGACCAGUUAUAAGACCACGCUGGGCGCUUAUGACCAGCCGGUGUGACAUUCAGGACCACAGGACAGGGCUGGAUGAACGUCGUCUUGCUUUCUGUGCAUAGAAAAGCUGGAGUUUUUAUCACACGAAUAGGAACGGUCACACUGUUCCUGAGAAAUCCAAACAUGAGGUGUAGUCACUGAGGGCUGAACUGUAUUAAUCUUACUCUGGUAACAUCUCAAUUACCUCAUUUUGCAAUAAGUGCAGUGACUGACUACAAAUCCUGCUCUUUCAGGCUUUUAUUGACUAUACAUAAAUAUUAUAUAUACAUGUUUCUUGUAAAUGCUCCAUUUUGAAUGCAUAUCCAUGAUAGUUAGAUCUGGGCUGAUACUCGUGCUCAAAUUUCCUUCCCACUCACCUCUGGUCCCGUGAACUAGAAGUGUCCCAGCGCGCAUGGAAAGUGGGGGCGUGGAGGGUGGCCGCUGGCUCUUGGGAGUUGCCCGACCGUUCACCACGAUAGUCCCCGCAGUGCUCUAAAAAGACAUCCCACCUCGGUCUGCCUCACUAACCUUAUUUAUAGCUGCACAGAUGCUUCACUGCCAUUUGAAAGUCUUCUGGGAAAGCAGUGCUGCUGUCACCGACGUGUGGUGGGCCCCAGUACGGCGCCCUGGCUGAAUGAGGGUGAGCCUGGGCCCCAGCCACGGAUCUGAGGAAAUCCCGCACGCCACGUGUCCAGCAGCAGGCGUCACCCCGGUCUGCAUGUGUGGAUACUAUGGUCAUCAGUAUUCACUGCAGCUGCAACAGUCGUACAGACUUCUGUCAGCUAGUUGAAACACUUGGACAAAGUGUGCUGUUUCGUCCUACCCCCAAAAGAGGAAGCUUCACUAGAACCUGUAAAUAAAAUGUGUUAUUUAUUACCUGUCAGUGCAGAAGGCGAAUUGAGGUGCUGCCGUGAGCCGACCUGGACGGGUAGGAUUGCUUUGUCAGGCCAGGCUAAGCCCUGAGCUUUGUUUUACCAGCAGGGUACAGCCGGUGUUACCUCAGUGCUCACGGGGAAAAGAAGUGUUUCUCUCUUUCAGCAAGAAUAAAGCAAUAUACAUCUUAAAUUCCACCUAACAAUGAAAGUUUAAAUGUGGGUCCAUUCCCUCCCUCCUUCCCGCAGUAAAGCAGACGGGAGGAAGUGGAUCCUAGCCCUAGCUCCACUGAGCUCUGGGCCAGGGGUUCUGGGAAGCGCAGCCUUGGAGCCCACCCUGCUUGGCCCUCUGCCUCAGAGGUAGGGUCACGGUAUUACAGGAACUGUGCUUUCCUUUCCCCCUCUUCUAAAGAGGUUGGUUUUAAAGCAAGACAACGUCUUCCUGGAACAAGUGGGAUAUCUUUAGAAACCCAAAAUCGCAGCAUUGUGCAUUAGACACUUCUCAGAAAUACCCACCUGGCAUCAGAUGUGACAGAGUUGCGAUCUGUUUACUGGUGAAGUGACCCUUUAAGUGCAUUGGAAUCUUCUGAUGCCUAUGAAACGAGUUGGUUUUCUGGUUGUCCAUGGCCCUGGUUCCGUCCUCGCUGUUCAGUCCCUGUGCCCGGCCAUUUCCCACUGGAGGGCAGUCCCUUGGGCCAUGCCCUUGUGGCUGCAAACUCCGCAGGUGUGUUUGGGGCCAGCGUUGACCUGCCUACACUUGAUCUUUCAACUAGAAUUGCCAACUUCUUGUAUUUAGCAUUUUGUUCAUUAGUAAUAGGAUGCGAAAAGAUUGUUUUUUUGUAAACCCUGUUUUUACAGUCGUAUUUUUGGUGAUGCAUAAGACAUUGCAGUGAAAAACAAAUUUGAGUGUAUUGAAAUUUGCUGUCUUAGGCAAAUUUAACUCAGGAACAACAUUCAUCACCUGAUCUCUCCACCGCUGUGUGACAGGCAGUGUUGCCGACAGCACCCCAGGACGGGUCUCGUGCAGAACCUGCCUUAAACUGUUGAUGGACGCGUCAAGUGAGAACACUUGUGUUUUUACUGUCCCUGUCUCUGAUGGGGUAACAGUUGAGAUGCUUCUGUCAUGCAUUACCUUUUCUUCCCAUGGAUCCAAUAUUUUACUCAAUUUUUUAGGGAGCAGAGAAUGUGUCUGAGAGUAAUUCUUACCGAACUGCACUAUUUUGUAAAUAGACUAUGUUUUUCCGUGUGACCUUCUGAAGGGUUGGGAACUGAUGGGAGCGGUAGGUAGAAGGGCACUGUUUGCCUCAUCGGUUACUUCUCUACUCUCCCCUUUGAUGGACGAGGAGACGAAUCCAUUCCUGUCCUGAGAUGUGAAGCACUUUGAGUGCCACACGAUGUGGCAUUGGAGCUCUGUCCGUUGUGCUUCUCGGUGCCUGCCUGUCCACGUGUGCCAGUGCGGCCAGAAUGUUGAAAGCCACCUGGCUUCGUGUGGACAUCCUGCUGUCCGUCACUUCUUCAUUUCCCCAUUCAUAGCAGUCGGGACACUUCACAUAGACGCCACAGACUGCCCUGGCAUUGACUACUCAUGCUACGUUGUUGUAAUUAUUAAACUGGUUAUUUUCCUUAUGUUACAAAUAUGUCACUAUUUUCCAUGAUGUGUUUUAUGUGUGUGUGUGUGUGUGUGUGUGUGUGUGUGUGUUGUUACCUUUACACUUUAUUUUGACAGUUUUUUAUUAAUGCUGGGUGAAUUUUUGACACUGGAAAAUAAUCAUGUUUGCCUUUAAAAUCUAGGGUUUCGGCAUAUUUGAAGAUAAAUAAGAUUAGAAAAUGGGAAGUUUUAGGGACGGAAACCAAAGGGAAAGCUGACACUGUUCGAUGUGGCCUCUGUCUGCCAUUGUAGAGUCAUGACUUUCAUUUUGGAAGGUGCUCAGUCAAGCAUGUUGCGGGGUUGAAUAAGUGAAAGUAGUUUUCAUGAGUACUGUGCGUCCUCACAGGAAUGCCGUGACAACGAACGUGGCUUGUCUAUACCAGCCUUGUCCUUCCCUGACCUUCCCUCCAGGUGGCCCCUCCAGAUCCUGUUAAGACGGCUGGAAAACAGUAUAUAGGGAAGAAAACAAGCCACGAGUUAGACCACCACGGUGGGAGUGUGGACAGUUCCCUUGGUGUGUCUCCUUCCCUUUCAGAAUUUCAACCUUUAAACCUAAGGAAUUGAGCUGAUCUUAGUCACUAUGAUUUUCUGUUCAAUAACUUAGUAACCACUAUUUUGUCAUCUUUCUACCAAAUUGUAGGGAGACAUAGGAUGGUAUGUAUAUCUCGUAGAAAAACCAGUCUGGUUUGAUGCUUCCAUCUGUGUGGUGGUUCACAUUUUUCAUAGUCCCUUAAUACUCCCCCCCUGCAGAAGACAAGCCUACGAGGUGGUGAGGACAGAUGUCAAGGCCACGCCUGCAGCUGUGAAUGCUGGUGCAUCCCGAUUGAGAGUGCCCACGAGGACAGGGGAGCCCGAAGCGGGAAGCCUGGAGUCCCCGCCAGAUGUGGGGUGAUGGGGUGUCUCUGGAAGGGCGCUGAGAGUAGGAUGAAGUAGCCUCUGCCAGGUGGAGUGACUGUAGAACAGGGCGCCUGGCCACCCAGAACCCAAAUGCAGCUGAUGUCUAAAGUUUAGAGGAUUUCCAUUAUUUCAGGCUAAAGUGAGAAGGCAUUCAAAAAAUCAUUUGUGUUGAAUUGCGUUGUGAAUAGAGUGUGUGAUACAUUAGACACCUCUAAUUUGGCUCAUCUUAAGGAAGCAGUUGAGGCAUUCAUAUUUUUCUUGCUAGUCUUUAAUUGUAAAAUACUUGUUCAUAAGGAACAUACAAACUACACAAGGAUAUAAAAUAAAAAGCAGGU
Molecule: messenger RNA, 6388 nt
Organism: Rhinolophus ferrumequinum (greater horseshoe bat)
Lineage: Eukaryota; Metazoa; Chordata; Mammalia; Chiroptera; Rhinolophidae
Gene: ARHGEF7
Product: Rho guanine nucleotide exchange factor 7
Exons: 22
Coding region: 1-2589 (862 amino acids)
Biological process (GO): intracellular signal transduction
Molecular function (GO): guanyl-nucleotide exchange factor activity; protein binding
Source: RefSeq, a predicted model, not a curated record